AUGUUAAUCAGUGAAAGAGCCUAUUGCUAGCCAAGAGGAAUUGCUCGAAGUAGAUCUGAAUGAAGUUUGGUUGAGAUGGAAAUCUCAAAACUCUCAAAAAAUCAUAUUACAGCAUGCCAGGUGUUAGACUUGCCUCACAACUGGACAGAUGCUUCUACUCACUAUGGUGAUAGUGUUGCCAAAGCUGCAAAUCCAUUCUGGAAUGAACUAGCCGCCUCGAACCCAUUUCUGGAGGACAUCACUAAGCUAAGAAAUAAGCAAAAGAAAGAUAAUAUGUCCAUUUUGAAGGAAGAUCCUUUUCUUUUUUUAAAACAAAUUGAAACAGGGAAUUCUUCUGAUUCCUCUGAAGAUGAACUUGACAUGGAUCAGGUGCUUAGGCCAUCUUCCUCGAAGAAGUCGGAAAGGUCUAAGAGUGUUUCAGAACUCCUGGACAUCUUACAUGAUACGUCACAUGCUCAUCAGAGUAUACACCACUUUGACCAGAUCCUAAUACAAGACCCAGAGUGGCUUCAAAAUGACCGAGAAGCAUACAAAAUGGCUUGGUUAAGUCAAUGUCAGCUAGCACGCUCUUGCAUGGAUCUGAAUAUAAUUAAUCAAAGUCCUGGAUGGUCUCAAACACAAAUUGCAGAGACCAUUGCAGUUUGUAAAUUAAACCACUAAGGAGGGUCAGUUCAGUUACCUGACUCAGACAUCAUUGUUCAUGUACCCCAGGGACACAUAGCCAUAGGAGAAUUUCAGGAGGUAUCUCUGACAGCGUUUCUGGAUCCUCCACCAAAGCUGAACCAUAACCUCUCCUGUACUGUAAGCCCUCUUUUGGAAAUAAGGUUAAGCAACCCUAAAACCAUGAGAGCUAUUUUGCUGGAGAUGAAAAUUGGAGCAGAAGUAAAAAUAGAUCCUCUGAGCCAAAUCAUGACAAAAAUGGUGUGUUUACACAGCCUGGACAGAGAAGGCCCUUUCCAAGCACUGAACAACUGCUUUGUCUACAAAGACACCAUCCAAGCAAAGUUUCUUGAUCUGAGCCAGGUAAUGUACAUAGUCAUAGCUGUACAAGCUGAGGCCAUUCAGCCACCAGCUGCUACUAUUUGGAAUUAUAUUCACAAAACCACUUCCAUUGGAAUUUAUGGGCCCAAAUAUAUCCAUCCAAGUUUUACUGCUGUUUUUGUAGCUUGUGGGCACAACUAUGUGCCAGGAAAGUUUGCAGUCUCUGACAUUAGGACGGGUGGAAAAAAUACAUCUCCAGUAGUAUUUUAUCUCUGGGGAAAGCAUUCCUGGUUACUUGACAGGCCACAAGAUUUAAUUAUUUUGGCUUUUUCAUGUGAUCCUGAUUUUGAAAAAGAUAGAGAAAGGCAAAGAAUCGCACAAAGGCAAUUGGAAGCAGGUGCAGCCGUCCAUCAACAAGUUUUCUUUUCUUCAGUUGACCACAGAGGGAUGCACUCAUUUGUCUUCCGGGCUCACGUGGGGUCUUCCGAUGGAAAACUAAUCACACAAUUUCUUGUCACUUCACCUGAUCCAGCCCCAAACCUCAAAAGGCUCUUACAUCUGCAGAGCUACUUCCAGGAGAAAGAAAGCAAGAGAGUGCCCUUGUUAUCAACAGGGUUUAUCAACUACCCCACUUUCCAAGUUAAAAAAGUGAAAUUUACCGAUUAUGGGAUCACAGUGAAGACGGUACUGAGGCAAAGUAAAACUGACUACUUACUUGAGUAUUUUAAGGGGGAUAUAAUUGCCCUUCUUGGAGAAGGCACAGUAAGAGCCAUCGGACAGUCCAAAGUGAAAGAGUGGUAUGUAGGUGUCCUUCGAGGUAAGAUUGGACUUGUACAUUGCAAAAAUGUCAAGGUGAUUUGCAAAGAACAAGUAAUGUCUAUAUCUGAUAGUAUUUUGACAACCAAGAAUCUUUUGGAGCAAAUUGCCUUGCCAUUUAAAAGUCUGACUUAUAUAUACUCUGUUAUAUUAACUCUGGUGUCAGAAAACAUUCAUGAUUGGAAAGUUUUAGCUAAUGUCCUAGACUACUCACAUCUGGCACAAGAAGAUUUUGAUCAAAUUCAAGCAGACAAUGAACUAGAAAGGGUUUCUUAUAUUGUCAAGAAAUUAAAGGAAGAUUGCCAUAAAGACAGAAGUACCAGGAAGUUUCUUUAUGAACUGAUUGUGGCUCUGCUAAAGAUGGAUCACCAAGCAUUAGUGGCACGUCUUCUCCAAGAGGCUGUUAUUCUAACCUUAGCUGUUAAGCUCGGAAGAAGCUGGAGGGAACUUGCUGAGAAAUCUGCAGGACUCACUAAACAUCAGAUGCAGGUGUAUGAAAUUCCUUACCGAGGAAAAUCUGGAGAUGUUUCAGCAGAGGUGAGAUUUUCAUAUGUUCUAUUCAGUGAUGCCUAUGAUUUUCUCUAUGCAUGGAGCAGUCACUAUGGAAACAGUUGUAGAGAUGUGUUACAAGAUCUUCAAUCAGCUUUGGACAGAAUGAAAAAGCCUGUCACCAAACGGUGGAGAGACUUAACUGGAACUCUAAUACUAGUAAAUUCUUUAGAGGUUUUGAGAGUAACUGCUUUCACUACUUCUCAGGAAACAUAG
Messenger RNA from Arvicola amphibius (Eurasian water vole), 2562 nucleotides. RefSeq names its product MET transcriptional regulator MACC1 (gene Macc1). The record is from RefSeq and is a predicted model, not a curated record. Lineage: Eukaryota; Metazoa; Chordata; Mammalia; Rodentia; Cricetidae. Gene Ontology annotation, cellular component: cytoplasm. Gene Ontology annotation, molecular function: protein binding.